This is a messenger RNA of Caenorhabditis remanei, 1128 nucleotides long. RefSeq lists its product as uncharacterized. The record is from RefSeq and is a predicted model, not a curated record. The transcript has 7 exons. Bases 1 to 1128 code for a protein of 375 amino acids. NCBI's taxonomy places the organism in Eukaryota, Metazoa, Nematoda, Chromadorea, Rhabditida, Rhabditidae.
AUGUCCUGGUCCAACUUGAUUGUUCGAAUCCAGCAAAAAGUUGUCGGGUUGUUGGAUUACGAAUCGAGAUGUCACUUGCGUACCUGCUCGAAAGAUGACAGAGAUGUAGUCGACUCCACGAAAUUCCAUGCUUCAAAACUGAAAAUUGAAGAGUUUCCAAGUGAUAUGUCAGAUGGAAAAACAAUCAUCCGUUGUGAUGUAGACACUUUUACCAUCUGGUUCAUUGGAAAAGAGAAUAUAACAAAAGUUGAUAGAGGAUGGAAUGGAGAAAUAAAUGAGGAAAUAUCUGAAAUCAAACAGGAAAAUCGAUAUGAUGUCAUGAACAGAUUCUUCGAAAAACUCUCUCACAGAGGAGUCAUUAAAGUCAAUAGUUUGGACUUGGAGAGUUUAACCUUCCCGGUGGCCGACUCCAUAAAAAUCAAAUGUAACUGUCUGAAAAUUAUAAAUAUCCAAGACAACCAUCACAUGGAAUGGAUUCGAAACACGGAUCCAUUUUCUCAAAAAUUCAAAAAAUUGGAGUUGAGAUGCUGGGGAGAUACGAGAGAACUGAGCGAAGUGAGGAAGGUUCUCGAUGUUUCGGAAUCACUGGAUUUGGACUACGAAACUGAAUUUACGGACGAUGAACUGGAGAAAAUUGAGGCGAUGAAUCUGACUAUGUCAUCAACGAUGAUUACGGCAGAGGGAGCGAAAAGGAGAUUAGAAGCAUUUCUAAGGCAUGGAAAGAAGGAAGAUGUUCUCCAAAUAUACUUCUCGAUUCGAGACGAUUUCCAAUAUUCUGAGCUGUUUCCACAAUCUCUGAAAAUCAAAAAACUGAAAAGAGAACACGAACAAGAAGGAGAUUAUUACGGAAAAGUGUUCCGAGGCUUCGAAAACAUACACGGCGUAGACGAUCCAAGAGAAAUCGACUGUAUUAGUUUUGGAUUGAAACUCAGACAGACUCUCUACCGCGGGAAACCAAUUCGGCUCCAAAUGUCUGGAAAUCUAGACAAUUGGCCAAAAAAAGGAUUUUCCAAAUACAACAAUUUAUUCGAAUUUGAAUAUAAAUCUUCAGAAAAGUCUUCCAAAAAAAAUCGCGUUCAACGAUCAGAAUCUGCAUCAUUCGGAGCAUCCAAAUCGCUGUCAACUUGA